Molecule: messenger RNA, 2169 nt
Organism: Melanaphis sacchari
Lineage: Eukaryota; Metazoa; Arthropoda; Insecta; Hemiptera; Aphididae
Product: condensin complex subunit 2-like
Exons: 12
Coding region: 248-2116 (622 amino acids)
Biological process (GO): mitotic chromosome condensation
Cellular component (GO): condensin complex
Molecular function (GO): chromatin binding
Source: RefSeq, a predicted model, not a curated record
AUUUAAACAAUAAACAAUGCUUAACCAUUUCCCAACGGCAAUGGAGCUUAGCGUUUUACUUUUCUUGUUAAAUGUUAAUAUAUUUUAACUUAAAAGGUUUACUGAAAAUUUUGUUAAUUUUUUUUUAUUUCCUGUUUAUGUAAUUGUUUCUUUAAUUCGUAUCAUAUAAACGGUUUUUGUUUCUAAAAUAUAACACUGAAAGAAAUUAAUUCGGUCACAAUUCUCAGUUGUUGUUCAAAUAUACGAAAUGGAAGUAGACGACUGUCCAUCGACAUCACAUGUCGAACCUAAUUCAUCGGACGAUGAUGAUGACCAUCAUGAAAACUUAUCUACUGAAGAAAUAUGUCUUAAGAUUAAGACAUUUCGUAAUUUAUGUUUUGGAAACAAAAUAAAUGUUUCUAACGCAUUUGACAUUGAUAUGAUUGGAUAUUUCUAUUCGUGGUUAGAAAAAAAGAAAAGCUCAAUUUUUGUAGAGAGUCAUGAUGUUACCUCGUUCCAAGAAAUAAGUGACUACCUAGAAGCUUCGGCAAAAGUUUAUUCUUAUCGUGUUGACAAUUUAACAGAAACAACUAGUAAAUUAGUUGAACAAUUUAAAAGCUUGAAUUAUAAUAAAAAAACGGCUAAAAUAGAUGAUAAUAAUGCGCCUAAAACUUAUAAAUCAAAGAGACAAAAAAUAAUGCUGACUACGUCUGAUAAAUUAAGACGUAGACCAAAUGAAAAUGAAAUUUCUAUUAAUCCAGUUUUAAUUAAUCAAAAGAUUUCUGGCUUUGAUUGUAAUGAAUUAUUUUCCACUAAUCGUCCAUCUCACCAUCUUAAGUCAUUGUACUUCAAUAAAUCCUUGACAGAAGAAAUGAAAACUACUAUUGAUGAAAAAAAAGAAUAUGAUGAAAAAAAACAUGACAAUGAAAAGAUAGAAGUUGAUAAAAGUUUUUUUCAAAUGAUGGAUAAAAUUUCCCAAGGAGCUAUCUGUCCUGAGUUCAAAGGUUUUGUAGCUAAACGUGACAUAGUUGACAAAAUUGACAAUUCAAACGAUCAUCAAUUGAAUGGAAUUGAAUAUCGCUUUGAUCCUAAUGAUUAUCAAAACAACCUUGAUGACUCUACGUGUAUUGAACCAGAUAAUAAUGAACUUGAUUCCAACCCUAAGGAUAAAGAUACAACAGUACUUGAUGGACUUUUGAAAUGUAUUGAUAAUGUUGAUAGAGACUAUAGCUUUUUUAAUCCUAAACUUCUUGCUAAUUGGAAAGGACCAAAAGCCUGGAAAACUCAAGCAAUGAUAAAAGCAUUGAAAUCUUGCACUCAAAAUGAACGAAAAGAAAUUAUUUCUAACACUGAUGAUAAUAUUGCUGAAAGCACACAGGAAAAUUUGAAACAACCUAAAUCUUGUAAAAAACGAAAUAAAGUUAAGAACGAUAAAGUUGUAAUAAAUUGGUUAGAUUUGAGUCAAGUAGAUGAAAUAUUAAAACCAAAAGUUGUAGGCAAGGAAAAAAUGCUACCUCGUACACUACAAAAGUGGGAUCCACUUCACAAUAUAUCUGAAACACAAUCAAUUAUUGUCAAUGUAAAUUAUAAGUUUCAAUUUUUACAAUAUUAUGAAAUUAAACCAGAUUGGUGGAUAAAUUACAAUGAUCAAGAAGAAGGCAAUUAUUCUGAAGAUUUAAAUUCCUAUCAGAAUAUCAAUGAUUGUAAUGAAAGUAUUGCAGAACCAUCAGAACCCAUGGAAAUUGAUUGUGAAGACUCUGAACUGUUAAAAAAUAAAAAUGAUGACGAAUUGGCUCCCUUCGAUGUAUCUAAAGAGUUGACCUCUAAUGAUGAUAUUAUAGCUGACAUUAAAACUGAAUCAAGAAUGGAUAUUGCAGAAUUAAAAAAAGAAAUAUCUAACAUCAUCGAUGAAGAAUGUGUAGAAACUGGCCACAAUAAUGAAUGGAGUUCAAAACUAUCGUUUUUAAACUUGUUGAUAAAAUUACGAAUUAAUGAACGAGAUGGACUUUCAAUACCUAUUGUAUAUGUCGGACUACUACAUUUAGCAAAUGAACGAGGUCUGAAAUUGUAUCAAGAACAUUGUACCAUAAAUGAUAUGGAAGAAACUUUUAUUGUCAAACCAAUGAAAACAAAUUAAACGUUAUUUAUAAUUAGAUUAAAACCAUUUCAUUAUUCUUAUUUUAUACUUGU